AUGCAUGUUCUAAGCGGAAAGCGUGCUCACGAGAUUGACGCCAUGUUGAAAUUUUGCUGCCCAUGUCCCAAUGCCGUUACCCAGUGUCGUGGACAUCCCUGUGUGUCUCACGGCGUUCUGGACCAGGACUGGAGAAGCGUGAACAAUACAAAAGGCACGGAUAAAAAUGGGAAAAUACAUUGUGAUAAAGCAGGAUGGACUGACAUUAACUUCCCUGGGUGGUUCAGAUUCAAAGGCAAUGCUGGGAAUAGAAUGCUAGACAAGUGCCCAGAGCCCUUCACAUGCGGAACUAAUGCUCCCAUGUGGUUGAACGGUAAACACCCAGCAAUAGGAGAUGGCGUGGUCAGUAGAAAGACAUGCGUGAGCCACCAUAAUGGCUGUUGUAGUUUGUCAUUUCCAGUCCUAGUGAAGAUGUGCUCGGCGGGAUUCUAUGUGUACUUAUUACAAAAUGCACCAAGAUGCUUUAUGGCUUAUUGUGGUGAAUAUCACGACCUGUGUUUUGAUGAAAACGGUGGAUGUUCCCACUACUGCUACAUAGAUAAGACUACAUUAAAACCUGCAUGUUCGUGUCCAAGUGGUUUUCCUCUUGGAAAGGAUCGAAGGACGUGCGAGUAUCGCGACCUGUGUCUGGACAAUAACGGUAGAUGUUCCGACAACUGCUCCAUGGAUAACUCUACAUUCAAAGCUGUGUGUUCGUGUCCAAAGGGUUUCCGUCUGGGAAAGGACCAAAGGACGUGCGAGUUUCACAAUCUGUGUCUUGAAAACAAUGGUGGAUGUUCGGACAACUGCUCCAUGGAUAACUCUACAUUCACUGUCGUCUGCUCGUGUCCGAAGGGCUUUGUGGUGGGAAGUAACAAGCUCGCCUGUAAUAACUCUUGCUUUAAAAGUUUUCUCCGAUUUCACUUCAGUUAG
This is a messenger RNA of Lingula anatina, 912 nucleotides long. Its product is annotated as oncoprotein-induced transcript 3 protein-like. The record is from RefSeq and is a predicted model, not a curated record. Lineage: Eukaryota; Metazoa; Brachiopoda; Lingulata; Lingulida; Lingulidae.